AUGCCUCUAGUGACCAACACCGCGGUAGAAUCGUCCGGCCCGCUCGCCGACUUCUUUUGGAUUGCUGGUGUGGACGGCAAGGAAAUUGAAGAUACCUACUGGAAACUACGCAAUGAUUAUAUGUCGAACAGAGAGAGUACUCCGGGGCCGGCCGUAUCUGAUACCAUUGAGGAGGACAAGGAAUUAGAAGAAGAUGCCAACACCAAACCGAACAAUGUCGGAGGCAAUGCCAAAAGGAAUUCAUACAACCGACUUUCGAGGCUAUCCAACGAUGCCCGCAUGUCUAUUCGAUCCGUCGACUCUAAGGUCUCCGGCACAAACAGCAAUCGAAGCAGCAUGACUAUUCGCGCGACGCCGACAGUGACCAUCGAGAAUUCAGAAACGGGUUUGGGGGACUUCGACUUUGACAAGGCUUUGCUCAAGUUUGCUUCGGAGAGAGAAUCUUUCUUGUCCGAUUUGAGUCUGAGCGCUGGCGCUAUUACGCCUAAUGCCAAGCCUCCCAAACCCCGGCCCAAGGUGCAGAAGAUUGUCUCAGAGGACAGGCCGGUGUCUUCCAAUCCCUUGAAAUCGGGUAUUGGUAGUGUGCGACGGCACAUGUCUUUUAGAGAUAUGAAUAGUAUGAGAAGACAGCCGUCGGUUGCACGACAGGCAUCUGUCCGUACGUCCCGACGAUUGAGCAACUACAACUCCGUGAUACCUGUUCCCCAACCGAUAGAGACUUCCCCGACUAUGCACCCUCUAAAACGCAGAUUUGAGCCGGUGCUAUUAGAUCGAUAUCCACAAAAAGGAAUGCCCGAUGAGCAUGCCCAUCGCGGCACAUUUCCUGAUUUUGUGCCCAUGUUUGCUUUCCCCAACGAUAUCAACAUUGUUUCGUCGGACCAGAAACCACGAUCUACUUGGCAUGGCUUCGUAAUGACCGGAGGCGACGGCAGCAAAUUACAUGGCGUGUGCGUUAUUUUGUGGAUUCCGCUAGGCCAAAAGGCAGCAGAGGCGCUUGAAGAGUGCUGUGAGGAAUGGCGCAAGGAUAACAUGACCGAUGAGGAAAGAGAGUUGGCGGCUAGUCUGGGCGGUCGAUUGGCUGAGGAGCGGGCUAAACUGUCUACAUUGUUGGCUCAGCUUCCAGGAGUCCCCUCUGGAUCCCUGGAACGAGAGAGACUCGAAGACGAUAUCAGUGCGGUUGAGGAGAAGAUUGGACUAAUGACAGAUCUGCUUCGACCGGUACGGCAUGGCGCAGCAUCCAAGAUUGAGGGUCUUACCGAUGAUACGGGUUUCUGGAUUCCUCGAGCUUAUGGUAUUCUGGGCAAAAAUGCAUCCAUGACCACAUUCUGGAAGGAGUGGCUCAAAGCUAUAUCCGUUCCUAGAACUAAUGGAGCCAUACUGAGAGUCCCGGCCAGCUCGCCUACAGUCGGUAUCUGGCAACCCUUGGAACGAUAUGUCAUGAACCUUUGCACCGAGGCUUUUAGCCCUAUAUCGUCCAAAACUCAGGUUGAGCUGUCGGUAAGAGAGUUGCGGCUUUUUGCUCGAAAAGAGGCUCCAAAUGAGCUUCCGGGUUCAAGAAAUACCGAUUUAUACGCUCUUUUCCGUUCCCUCUCGAUAUCUAACAUUGUUGUUCUUUUCGAGUACGCCUUAAUGGAAUCUCGAAUCCUUUUUCUAUCAUCUCACACAUCUAUGCUGUAUUUGGCGACUAGGGCUUUGGUUGACCUUUUGUUCCCAUUCACCUGGUCCGGAGUCUUGAUUCCAGUUUUACCAGCUCGUCUUAUCCAAGCACUAGAGGCGCCAUGUCCAUAUAUUGUAGGAAUCGAGAGGCGAUAUGAAAAAGUCGAGUUGCCAUCCGAAGACUUUGUCUUGGUCGAUCUUGAUGCCGACAAGAUCGAAAGCGAUGUCCAACCCACACCACUACCGCGUCACCAACGCAAGAAACUUCUGUCUCUACUCCAGCUAGCUGCUCCACACCAUAGCAGAUACGGUGUCCGGCCCGGUCCUCCGUCUUAUGCUAUCGAGGCUUUCCCCUUUGACUCUUUCCCUACCGAAACUUCAUCCAUCUUCACUCUACGAGCACAAUCUACGCAAUUGGCUCGUUAUGUGAGCCUCAACUCGACUUCUUUUGGAAACGAAUACAGCCCAACACCUGCACCAGCACCGAUAUAUAAUGUCUUUGUGCAUGCUCGAGACGAACAUCCUAGCUCUCGAGGCCUGUCGAGAGGCAACAACGAACGCCCAACAACCGGUUCGACUUCAAAAACAGGAUCACCACCGUCGCCCAGGACCAGCUCGCCAACGUCGGGUUUUUUCCCUCCACCUUUACCUGCAACUCCUGUUUCUCGCAACGACUCAGGUAUGGCCUUGCAGGCUUCCUUGAGAGAGAAGAGAUCUGGCCACUUUGAUUCUUCUUCUCGCAGAAGCUCGUCUUUUGGAGCGGAAAGGAGAGGCGUACCACGGCGCCCAAGCGCACCUUUCUUAGGUCAUGCUUCUAAUCUUUCGGUGACAACGCUGAAUACUGAACAUGGGACUGGAUCGACAUAUGCACCCUCAGUUUAUGCCACAUCUACGAUUGCUGCGUCUACUAUUGUGCCUCAGGCUGUCGCUCAACCCGUGUUUAACACAGAUAGUACAUGCUGGAUUGAAGGUCAUUGUUUGCAGGUCCAGCCACGUGACGAUAAGGUCAUUUGUUCAAUUUGUGAUGAAAAAGCAGAUGAGAAAAUGUACAAAUGUACCGGAUGCAAAACUCAGGUUCAUGGCAGAUGCACACCAUUGAUUUGCUUGGUGUGCCCUGCUGCGUUCCAUCCUGAGCAGAUUCGUGCGGCGUUUGUGCGCUGUUUCGCCAGCCUGUUGUAUACAUACAAGAAAUACCUUGAACCAGCUACGAAAGAGCAAAAGAAAUCUGGCAUGACAUAUCAUUUCAAUAUGGACGCUUUCUUUCGAAGCCUGCCCCACGAGCAUGCGGAGUAUAUGACUGGUCUCCAGCAAACACAAGGCUUUAAUGAAUUCAUCAGCGAGCGUGAGAGAGUCCAGCCAAAUGUCAAAGAUCCAAACAUCACCCUAUUUGACGAGAUCAUUCUUUCAAAACGUAAUCGUGGUCGGACCUCUAUCUUCUCUGGACGCAUGACUACCGACUUCUUGUCCAAUACGUCGGACCAUUUGUGGAGAUCAGCAGCUGCAACUUCGUUUCCUCCUACAAGUCGAGUCCAGAAUGGUAUAUCAGAAGAUUAUUCGGAAGUCAUCAAGCGAGCCCCUGCGAAGCUUGAUCACUCUUUCAUGAAAGAACCGCGCAUGGUACAAGGAGUACCGCGGGUCUCCAAGACUGCCAACAACGCUCGCAGAAAGCCACUACCGAAGAUGAUGAACGGCCUUUCCAUUUCUCCGCCUUAG
Molecule: messenger RNA, 3369 nt
Organism: Talaromyces marneffei
Lineage: Eukaryota; Fungi; Ascomycota; Eurotiomycetes; Eurotiales; Trichocomaceae
Exons: 6
Coding region: 1-3369 (1122 amino acids)
Biological process (GO): regulation of Rab protein signal transduction
Cellular component (GO): cytoplasmic vesicle
Source: RefSeq, a predicted model, not a curated record